AGUUUGGUAGAAGUCCUAUAUGAAGAAUUAAAAAUAAAGCUUGCUAUUCCAGAUGAUAUUGAAGAAAGGAAUCACAAUGAUGAUGAUGACAAUACUAAUGACUUUUUUCACGAGUUGGAGGCAAAUUUUUCACAAACCGAUAUAGAAGAGA
Messenger RNA from Dentiscutata heterogama, 151 nucleotides. Lineage: Eukaryota; Fungi; Glomeromycota; Glomeromycetes; Diversisporales; Gigasporaceae. The record is from the annotation of a GenBank genome assembly.